GUAUGCCAGUGCCGAAGAACUUAAAGGUCAAAUGUUGGCGACGGCAUUCUUCCUCAAUGCGGGCGAUGCGCUCGGACCGGCCGGGCAUGCGUACGAGGGAAAAAGGAGACACAAUUCAGGCAGGUCAAGGGUCCAGGACAAGGGCCACGAACUCGAUUCCCACGAAAUCAGGUGUGGCUUCGACCGCCGCCGCGAGAUAGGAAUCGCCGCGACACCAACUGACUCGACCCGCUUGACCUUAGUGGAUUUUGUUUUGGAAUCCGGCAAUGGGGACCCUGACGAUGAAGCCCAUCCACUGAUUGAAAGCGAGUUCCGAGUCGCCGACAGAGAGUUGAGCCAGCCGGACAACAGGCCAUCCCCGAGCAGCCAGAGCCAUCUCUCCCAGUCUCUUGGCUCCCAACCAGCUCGUUCGGGGGAAGAGCCAAAACUACACACAUACCGGACCAAUCGAGAUGGAAUGAAACAUCACCCACCUUUCCACCCGACCGGUGUACGUCGCGAGUUGCGACCAGGUCAACGAUCCUGGCCUUUGAGAGACCCGGAAGAGGCCUACCUAUUGAAACACUUCGUGGAUCGCAUCGCAUCCUUUUUUGACUGCACAGAUCGACAGCAACAUUUCGCGGUACACAUCCCUCACAGGGCACGAUAUUGCGACACGUUAUUCAACGCCCUCAUGGCCCUCUCUGCCCGUCACUUGAGUUGUACUACGACCUUUGACCCCUAUGUAUCAGAUCAAUACUACCAGGCCUGUUUAGAAACCCUGAUUCCCGCUUUAAGCAACCACGGGGUUACAAUGGAUGACGAUCUGCUGGCCGCGACGGUGAUCCUCCGGCUGCUGGAAGAAUUCGAUGUCCCACUGGCGGGAUCGGAUCUUCGUGGCCAUUCCUUUGGGACUAAAGCAUUCAUCCAGGGCCCGCCGCCUUCCACGACGACGACCCCGAGUCUACGACAGGCGGUCUAUUGGAGUGGGCUUCGACAAGAGAUCUACAAUGCCCUGAGUUUACAGCAAGCACCGGAUAUUGACUUGAGCUCCCUUCACUCCCUGUUCACUGCUUUGGGGCCCGAUGCUGGCGAUUGCGCGUGGGCAAAUCAAGCAAUUGCGCAUUGCGCUGAUGUGCUUCUAUUUUCGUUCGGCGACGGACCCCGCUCGGUGGCGGUGCAUGAAAGCUUGCAGAAGAAGACUGAACGGUGGAGCGAGGCGAGGCCAGCCUCGUUUGACCCCUAUUUUGUAGGGAGUGACGAGGUGGAGAUAGGUGCAAACUUUCCCGACAUUCGUUUCAGUUGUCCCUGGCACGCGAUUGGCAACCAAUAUAACGAGCUGGCCCGCAUUCUGCUUUCAGUGCAUAACCCUGGACAUCCUACCGUGGGACCCUUGCGGCGACGGUUUGUUCAGGAAGCUGAUUAUCAGAUCCGCAAGGGGGUCUGGACCGUCUGUGGUGUGGCGUUGGCUAACGACGCCGUGCCUCCAGCGAUGGUAGUGGGGUGCAUGGCAAUCCAUCUCUGUGGCGAUCGAUUCACGGAUCGGCAGGAACAAGAAAGGUUGAUCCAAAUCCUGAUCCGCACCGACUCAUCGCACGGAUGGCCAACUCAUGCGCUGCAGCGCCAAUUGCGGGAGACCUGGGGGAUGUCUUGA
Messenger RNA from Penicillium cosmopolitanum, 1633 nucleotides. RefSeq lists its product as uncharacterized. The record is from RefSeq and is a predicted model, not a curated record. Gene Ontology annotation, biological process: positive regulation of transcription by RNA polymerase II. The coding region runs from base 32 to 1633 and encodes 533 amino acids. Gene Ontology annotation, cellular component: nucleus. Lineage: Eukaryota; Fungi; Ascomycota; Eurotiomycetes; Eurotiales; Aspergillaceae. The transcript has 8 exons. Gene Ontology annotation, molecular function: DNA-binding transcription factor activity; transcription cis-regulatory region binding.